Clarias gariepinus (North African catfish) is the source of this 2047-nucleotide messenger RNA. It is a transcript of the gene ccdc181, whose product is annotated as coiled-coil domain containing 181. Lineage: Eukaryota; Metazoa; Chordata; Actinopteri; Siluriformes; Clariidae. Gene Ontology annotation, molecular function: microtubule binding. The record is from RefSeq and is a predicted model, not a curated record. The transcript is spliced from 6 exons. Bases 135 to 1505 code for a protein of 456 amino acids.
CAGCUUGGAGAGGAUUAACUUCUACUGUAUACACACACACACACACACACAGGAAGUGGACUGCUAAAUAGUCUACUCUAGGAGCAGAAUCUCUUCUGCUCUCCAUAACACACAGGACAACAGAGCAGAGAGCGAUGAGCGUGGCAGUGAGCAGUAACAUUCAAGAGGAAUAUGAGGACGACUUUGAGAAAGAUCUGGACUGGCUGAUCAGCGAAGAAAGCAAGAACGAGGAGCAGGAUGAAGAUGACAUUGAGUCCCAGAUAGACCAUGAGCUGAAGGAGGAGGAACUAGAAAAGGAACAGGAGGAAGAGCAGAGUAAAAGUGCCACAGAUGACGAUGGAGAUAAUGAAAGAUGGCCAAUGCCCAUGGACCCUUUGAAGGAUUUGUUAGAUGUCAGCGCUGACUCUAAACAUGAGCAGGAUGACGAAGAGGUUAAUGAAGAGAAGAAAUCCAUCCAGCAGAAGAUUGAGCAGGCGAACAGGCAGCUGCAGGACGAGGAGGCGCCGGACGAGACGCGUCGCCGCCGUCUGCAAUUUAAAGACACUCUCGUGGACCUGGUGGUCCCUGCUAGCGACCUAGAGGACAGCCCGGGAGACGUUUCGGAACACAUGCUGAAGCUGAAGAUCUCCUCUCAGGAGGAAAGUGAUGGACACAGAGAGGGAGCAAGAGAAGGAAGAGUGCUUGUGGAGAAGGAUGGAAAGUUUGACCUUGUAAGUCUAAAAGAGGUGGAGAGUCUGCUCCCGCCUCUACCUGAGACUCAACGAGAACCUGUUAAGAGUCCGUCCCCCUCCACGAAAUUGUGUUUGUCAUCUACCGCCGAGCCUCGCUAUGCGCCCAGGCCUCCAGAACGACCGCGGGUGCGUCCUAAUUCAGCAAGCAACACGCAAAAGGUUGUGUUUAGAAACGGCAGCAAGCGUAGGGUUCAGUCAGCUAGCGGGGUUUCAUCACAUGCCACCUUUUCCCUCUCGCCACAGCAGAAAGAGCAGCUGAACAAACAACAGCAGAGGAGAGAAAAACUUGCCAGAGAGGAGGAAGAGCGGCGGCGUGAGGAGGAAGAGCAGAAGCGUCAAGAGAACGAGAUGGCGUUCAGGUCGUGGCUGAUGAAGAAGAGGCAGCAGGUGCGAGAGGAGAGGAGAGUGCAGAGAGCUCAGGAGAUUGAGAGGAUGAAUGGAAAGAAGGAGUGCUGCGAUGCUGAUGAGGCGUUUAACCUCUGGUUGCAGAGGAAAAAGCAGCAGCAGCUGAAGGAGCAACAGCUGGAGGAGAUGAAGAGACUCGAGAUGGAGAGCAGCAGCUAUAUGCACCAACCGGAGGAGAGUGCGAAAGCCUUCAGACUGUGGUUAAGGAGAAAGCGGAUGGAAAAGCGGCAGGAGCAACAGGCUGCUCGCGAGCGCUCUCGCAGGCUGCUGAUGGAAGAACGACGUGCUAGACGCAUGAACGAUCUCUGCUACCCUGUCGACGAGAUCCAGUCUCUUCGAUUCAAUCAGCCCUACAGCUACUGCUUUUGACCUUCUCUCAGUUCCAUAAUCACCAUCACUACUGCUUCUAAACUCCUCCCAAUUCUUCAGUCACUAUGACUGACACUUCUAAACUCCUCCCAAUUCCAUUAUCACCACGAGUUACAUUUCAAAACUCCUCCCAGUUCUCUAGCUACAACGGCUCCAGCUGCUAAACUCCUCCCAAUCCCAUUCUCACAAUCUGCUAAACUUUUAUCAAUUCCAUAAUCACCAAUCACAGACCUUGCAGGUCUAUAACUGCUAUUUCCCCUUAGGAAUAAUAAAGAUUUAUUUUAUUUUUAUUUUAUAUUAUGAUCACCAAGGUUGUCCUAACCAAGCUUCCACUGGUUCUGUCUCAAUUUUGCAGCACUAAAUGAAUAAAAAUUUAAUCCUCUGUUAGCAUUUGUGGAUAGCAGUGCUUACUUUUUUUCAGUAUUCCCAGUAUGGUGAUUGUGAUGAUUGUUUCCAUCAUUCAGCUUUACACACAAGAAAAAGUAUUUGCGCCCCUUACUGAUUAUUUAUUUAUUUAUUGCAUAUCUGUCUUACACACUUAA